GCCCGCACCCACCGCCCGCCUCCCGCGGGCGGCGGCAACAAAGGCCCUUCCCCGCCCCCGCCGCCGCCUCCCGCCGCCUCCCGCCGCCGCCGGCAGCGUCCUUGCGGCAGGAAGAUGCCCGGGGAGGUGCCGCCGCCGGCGCCCCGGGGGCUGCGGAGCCUCCCGCUGCUGCUGCUGCUGCUGCUCAGCGCCCGCGCCGCGCUGGCUCAGCGCUGGCGCAAUGAGAACUACGAGCGGCCCGUGGACCUGGAGGGCUCCGGGGACGACGAUCCCUUCGGAGAAGAUGAGCUGGACGACGUCUACUCCGGCUCUGGCUCGGGCUAUUUCGAGCCGGAGCUGGGGCUGGACACGGCCGUGAGCCUGACCACGGACACGCUGGUGACGCUGCCCACCACAGCGGCCGUGCUGCCCGUCACGGCCGCCCAGCCUGUGGCAACGCCGCUGGAGCCGUCCCCCACGCCCCAGGAAACCACCCCCGGGCAGGCAACCAGCGCCUUCCUCAUCCCCAGGACCACGGAGGCACCAGUGGUGCCCAGCUGGAAAGUGACCACCACCAGCACCACAGCCAGCGAGUCCCCGACCACCACAGCCACCACCACCACCACCACCACCUCGGCCACCACCACCAUCGCUACCACCACCACCACCACCUCGGCCACCACGACCACCAGCAGCACCACGGUGGCCACAGCUAAACCCACCACCAUCCGGAGGUUCCUGCCCCCCUUGGCCACCAAGGCGGCCACCACCCGGGCCACCACCCUGGAGACACCCACCACGCCUGUCCCCGAAAGCAGCACCCCGACAGAGGUGGCCACGUCACGCCUUGUCCCCAGCAGCACGGCCAGGCCCAGGGCCCUGCCAAAGCCCAGCACCUCGAGGACUGCAGAGCUCCCCGAGAAAAGCACGGCCCUGCCGCCCGCUGCCACCACGCUGCCGCCCACAGAGGCCCCCCAGAUGGAGCCGGGGGAGGUGACGACAGUCCCCGACAACGAGCUGGAGGUCCCGGCCAGCAGCGGCCCCAGUGGGGACUUUGAGAUCCGGGAGGAGGAGGAGACGACUCGUCCCAGCCUCAGGAACGAGGUGGUGGCCGUGGUGACGCCGCCGGCGGGGCCGGGGCCCGGCAGGAACGUGGAGACAGGGCUGAUGGACAACACGAUAGACUCGGGGAACUCAGCUGCUCAGCUGCCCCAGAAAAACAUCCUGGAGAGAAAAGAGGUGUUGAUAGCGGUCAUCGUGGGCGGCGUGGUGGGCGCCCUCUUCGCCGCCUUCCUGGUCAUGCUGCUCAUCUACCGCAUGAAGAAGAAGGACGAGGGCAGCUACACCCUGGAGGAGCCCAAGCAGGCCAACGUGACCUACCAGAAACCCGACAAGCAGGAGGAGUUCUACGCGUAGACCGAGAGCCCGGAGUGCCUCACGCUCCCUCCCUCGCUCCCUCCCCGCUCCAAACCCUCCCCUCCUCUCCUCCAUCCGGUCUCUCUCUUUCCUUGCCCCCCCAACCCCUCUUUUUUUGGGAUCAGACUGUGAAUUUACAAAGCAAAACCCGCAGCAGCUGAAGGAGGAAACGCGUCCUUGGCAUGGGGGGCACGGGGUGCCCGGAGCAGCGCUGAGGUGGCACCGAGCAGCGCCAGGGUCACACCGAGCAGCGCCGGGGUCACACCGAGCACCGCUGGGGUCACACCGAGCACCGCUGAGGUCACACCGAGCAGCGCCGGGUUCACACCGAGCAGCGCCGGGGUCACACCGAGCACCGCUGAGGUCACACCGAGCAGCGCUGGGGUCACACCGAGCAGCGCCAGGGUCACACCGAGCAGCGCUGGGGUCACACCGAGCAGCGCUGAGGUCACACCGAGCACCGCUGGGGUCACACCGAGCACCGCUGGGGUCACACCGAGCAGCGCUGAGGUCACACCGAGCAGUGCCGGGGUCACACCGAGCACCGCUGGGGUCACACCGAGCAGCGCUGAGGUCACACCGAGCAGCACUGAGGUCACACCGAGCAGUGCCGGGGUCACACCGAGCACCGCUGGGGUCACACCGAGCAGCGCCGGGGUCACACCGAGCACCGCUGGGGUCACACCGAGCACCGCUGGCCUUUCUGCUGGCGGGAGGGACGGGACACGGGGCCGAUGCCAAGGAGCCGAUGCCAGGGCGGCCGUGCCCGGGAAUGCCCUGGAGAACACGGGAUGGGCUGCCCACGGUGCCUGGAGCUCAGCUGGACUUUUCCCACCACCACCACCACAAACUCUGGGAUGCGGACAUCUCCUGCCAGCCCUGGGGCGCAGCGGGGCUGCUUUGGAUUUAUCUCCCGGUUUUUUUCCAUCCAUAAAGGAGGGAGAUUUCCUUCCCUCUGUCUUGUCUUUGCUUUUUGGGUUUCUUUGGGAAUGGGGUCGGUCGCUCUGCAGGAAUCCCCUUCUGCUGGAAGACAGAACACAGCUCUCCAAUGCUCCGGGAAGCUCGGGAAAAGCACGAGGGGCUGGAACACCUGGCGCUUUGCUCUUGGCGUGGGGAAAAAGGAAAUAAACACAAACGCUGGGAAUGAUCCCUUUGGAUGGACGUUCCGGAGAGCUUGUGGAGCUGCACUGGGGCAUUGCAGGCUGCCGCCACCCCGCCGCCCCUGGAAUCCCUUGGAUCCAUGCCUGAAGGGUUUGGCCGGAACGGGGCUUGGCUUGGGCUGGGUUUUCACUGUGACCACUAAGGCUCGGCUUUGCGGGACGUUCCUUGGGGAGGAGCUGGGAAUGGAGGAGCUGAAUCCUCCCCUGGCUCUUCCAGAGGGGAUAACAGAGCUCUGCACGGCCUGGGAUGCAGCCUAAGGACUGAAACCCAAGCAGAGAUGAGCCCUGUCCCCUCAGGGUCCGGCAGGGAUCCCGCCGGCUCCAGCGGUGAGGAAGAGGAGGCAGAGCCAUGGCUCAGCCCCAGGGUUGAUUGGAUCAUUGGGAAGAUCCCAAAGUCGUUGGAAAGACCCAGGACUGAUGGUUUUCCUUUGUUGUCUGAAUCCCCAGGACUGACGGUUUUCCUUCGUUGGUGUUUAAAUCCCAGCACAACCCACGGCGCCGGAGAGAACCCGACCCUGGCACCCCCAGGGCUCCCCUCUGAGGCUGCCCAGGGUGCAGGUCCCGACCCUCCGGUGCCUUCAGGAAAGGCCGGAUUUUCCAGAGCAAGCUCUGCAAGGAGAUUCAAUUAAGAUAUUUCAAUUAAGAUAUUUCAAUUGAGGUAUUUCAAUUAAGAUAUUUCAAUUAAGAUAUUUCAAUUGAGGUAUUUCAAUUAAGGUAUUUCAAUGAGGUGGCUCUUAAUUAGCUGGAGCCCUGUUUGUGGAGUUUUGUUGUCACCAUGGUUGUGAUCUCGAUGGGGUCCCAUGGACACUUUGGGUUUGCUCUUGGAGCAAUUUAAAUGGGAAAAUUUGGGGAAUAAAACGGCUGUUUUGACUCUGUUGCUUUGGGAAUUAACCUUCCCGGAGCCAGGGACGCUUUGGCCCCUGAGGGGGGUUGGGGGAUUUAGGGUUUUGUAGCCCUGGUGGGGGUUACAAGACGGCAGAAAGGAUUUGAGAGGGCAAAUGAAUAUUUUAAAUAACGAUAAAUAUUUAUCUCCACUGCCACACCCCCACAGUUACAGAGGUAUGGAAGGAAAUGAAAGCCCUGGGAUUUCUCAUUGCACUGGGAUGCUCUGGUGGGAUUUGAGGUUGGGAACAUGGGAGGUUUGGGCUGCCUUUCCCUGGGGUACAACCCAAAAUGAUGAGCUGGCUUCACUGUGGGGUAGGGAACAGAGCCCCGUGUGUGGAUCAAAUCCUCGAAACCCUAAAUCCUCAUUUUUGAGCUUUCAGCCUCAAAAUCCUCAUGGUUUAGGUUCUUGGAGCUUGGAAAAGGCCCUGUUGGGUGUUUGGGGUGGUGGUGCUGGGAGGGACCAUUUCCAUGUUCGUCCCAGAGGGAGGAUGAGGGUGAGGAUGAAGGACGAGGGUGAGGAUGAAGGAUGAGGAUGCUCCAAAAGAUGGAACACACUCAGAAGGAGCCUGGCGCCUACCCAGAGCCACUUCGUGCUGCUCCAGAAGGGGUUUGGACUCCUGGGUUUGGUGAUUUAGAGGUUUUUGGCCCUGUUGGGAUCACACACAGGGGAGUGGCACAAAUCAAGGCCACCCCAAAUCCCCAUCUUUUGGAACAACCUGGAUUUAAUCUUUGGAGCUUGCUUUAAAAAAAAAAAACCUCCCAGCUUAAUCUUUUUAAUGCUGCCUUUCAGAGCUGCCUCCUUAAUCUUCUUCAUUCCAUUUUUCCCCCUAUUUAAUAGUCUGAACUUCCAUAAUGCAAUUUUUUUCUUCACUCAAGCUUAACCUCGUCCCUCUCAGCUGGUGUUAAGUUGUAAUCCCGGCACUUAAAUCCGUCACAGCUUCGGGAGCGAGGAAAGCUGGAGGUGGGAGGGCGAGAGGAGCCUGGGCAGGACUUUGGCAGUAAUUAAAACAUGAGAUAAACACACGGAAAAAAAUAGGUGAAAGUAAUUAAACUGCUAAUCAGAAGCGAUUGAAUAAUCAAAAAUA
Corvus hawaiiensis (hawaiian crow) is the source of this 4525-nucleotide messenger RNA. It is a transcript of the gene SDC3, whose product is annotated as syndecan 3. Gene Ontology annotation, biological process: cell migration. Lineage: Eukaryota; Metazoa; Chordata; Aves; Passeriformes; Corvidae. The transcript is spliced from 5 exons. Gene Ontology annotation, cellular component: cell surface; membrane. Bases 115 to 1395 code for a protein of 426 amino acids. The record is from RefSeq and is a predicted model, not a curated record.